This is a messenger RNA of Dermacentor albipictus, 4214 nucleotides long. Lineage: Eukaryota; Metazoa; Arthropoda; Arachnida; Ixodida; Ixodidae. The record is from RefSeq and is a predicted model, not a curated record.
AGAGUGUGCUCUCGAGCUAUAUGCGGUGUAUCAGAUAAAAUUCCGCAGCGUGGCAAUGCCGGCAUCAUCAACAUCGGUAAUCCAUCAGCAACAAAGGGCCGCAGGGCGUCGCGGCGAUCAAAUUAAAAUGGCCACGUGCGACCGGGCGAGAGCUAUGCUCAGGCUAGUGGUGCUCUUCGCCGUGCUGGGGCAUGUCUCACUGGUCGACAGGUCGAACUUCAAGUCGUGCAAUGACAGCGGUUUCUGCAAACGUAACCGUAACAUGAAGCCUGGUGAGUCCCCAUACAAUGUCCAGUUGUCCACCGUCAAGUCCACGUCACCAAGUCGUGUGGAGGCAGAUGUCAUCAACUCGAACACUGGAGUGGUGCUGCGACUGGAGCUGAUUGCACUCGAAGAAGGCAUCCUCCGUAUGCGGCUCAACGAAAAAGAAUCUGCUGUUGCACGUUUUGAGCCGAAGGAGGCACUUCUUGAGAGCAUUCAGGAGUCUGACCUCCAUCUUGAGAGCAAGGACGACAGCUCCUUCGCGGUGACUUUUGGGAAGCAUCGUGCGGUUGUGCGCGCCACUCCGCUGGUGGUCGAGGUCUACUCCAACAGUCAGCUCGUCCUGGUGGCCAAUGCUCGAGGACUCCUGCGCUUUGAACACUACCGGCCACGAGGAGCUCCCAAUGACGCUGGAGAAGCUGCUGGUGACAGCCAAAAUGAGGAAUCUGAACCUGUAAGUUCAGCCCUUGCCUUGCUUCACAGUGUGCUGCACAGAAUUUUGAGCUUGCCACAGCAGAUUAAAAAUCGCCUUGGCUACAUGGAAUCAAAUUCUGUUCUCCCUCUUUUUCAGGACGAUGAAGAAUACGUUGAUGAUUCAGAAAAAUACUAUGAAUACGAUGAUGACGAAGGUGAACAAUCGGCCAUUCCUCGCAUACCAGGGCCUAGAGAUGAUCCGCCGGACGAUUUGCUUGACAACCUGCCAGUUUCAGAUACUGUGCGCUCUGAUAAGAAACAAGAACAGCUUGAUGAACAUGCUAAAGAGCCGUUUGAUGAGCAUGCUGAUCAGAAUACUGAAAACCGUGUCAACAAUCAAAUUAGCAAGAGUGCAUCCAAACAGCCUGAGGAUGCUGCUGACAAUAUGGGACUUGAAGAGGCUGAGAAGGAGGACAAGCCCAAAGAUGAUGGUGACAUGGAAGGUGCCUGGGAGGAGACAUUCAAGGGGCACACAGACUCAAAGAAGCAUGGUCCCAUGUCAGUGGGCCUUGACUUUACAUUCGAGGGCUUUGACCAUGUCUAUGGACUCCCGGAGCAUGCAGACUCUUUUGCUCUUCGCUCCACUGUUGGCUCGUCAGACCCAGUACGGAUGUACAACCUGGAUGUCUUCGAGUAUGAGGUGGACAAUGUCAUGGCUCUCUACGGCAGUGUGCCCCUUAUGCUGGCUCACAGUGAAUCCAGGACGGUGGGAGUGCUUUGGCUGAAUGCUGCUGAGACUUGGGUGGACAUUGAGCCAAACUCCAAGCAGGAAAAUGGCCAUGACAUGGGUGUGCUGUCAUCGGUUGUGGACUUCGUGAAGCGCAGCCCGCCGCCUAAUCACCGGGAGACUCACUGGUUCUCUGAGAAUGGCCUCAUCGACACGUUUUUCUUGCUGGGUCCAGGGCCAAAAGAUGUCAUGCGCCAGUACCGGUCCCUCACGGGAACCACACCACUGCCACCGAUGUUCUCAGUGGCAUACCACCAGAGCCGAUGGAACUACAAUGACCAAGACGAUGUCCGCAGCGUGGAUGCUGGUUUCGACGAGCACAACAUUCCCUACGACGCGCUGUGGCUUGAUAUUGAGCACACAGAUGGCAAGAAGUAUUUCACGUGGGAUCCAUUCAAGUUCUCCCAGCCAGAGCAGAUGAUCCGCAACCUGACAGCCAAGGGCCGCCGCAUGAUCACCAUCAUCGACCCACACAUCAAGCGCGAGUCUGGCUACCACAUUCACUCGGAGGCCACUGAGCGGGGCUACUACGUCAAGAACAAAGAUGGCGGAGACUUUGAGGGCUGGUGCUGGCCAGGCUCUUCGUCUUACCUGGACUUCCUCAACCCUGAGGUGCGACAGUGGUGGGCCAGCAAGUUUGCCCUCGACCAGUACAGGGGCUCGACGGAGCACCUGUUCACGUGGAAUGACAUGAAUGAACCCUCGGUGUUUAACGGACCUGAGGUGACCAUGCACAAGGAUUGCGUGCACACAGGUGGAUGGGAGCACCGUGACAUUCACAACAUGUAUGGCAUGUUCCUGCCAAUGUCUACCUACAUGGGCCAUCUAUUGCGUUCGGGCCACAAGCUGAGGCCUUUCAUCCUGUCACGUUCUUUCUUCAUCGGGUCACAGCGUUAUGGUCACUCUAGUAUCGCAGGCAAUGAAAUGGUGGACAAAAAUGCUGGACAAGCGGCUCAUCUGGAUACAAUUGAUGUAAGCUGGGUACCUGGUGCAGACAUGAAACGUGGUACGAAUGAAUGGGACAAGGAAGCUGAAAAUAAGCUGCACCUGCUUAAACCGCAGUUAACCACAUCUGAUAGACUCGCCGAAGUCACCCUGGCACGACUCGGAAUAGGACACACCUAUGGCAUACAUAAAUGCCUCUUGACUGCAACUGACCCACCGACAUGCACACGCUGCGGAGCUGUGUGGACAGGUGAUAACGAUGCCGAUUGGAAGCACCUGCGCAUCACAGUGCCUAUGCUGCUGUCCCUCAGCGUGGCUGGAAUCUCAUUUUGCGGUGCAGACGUUGGCGGCUUCUUCAGAAAUCCUGACAGUGAGCUCUCUGUUCGCUGGUACCAGGCUGGUGCCUACCAGCCGUUCUUCCGAGCGCACUCCCACAUCCACACUAAGCGACGAGAACCCUGGAGCUUUGGGCCAGAAACCCUGGAGCUGGUGCGGGGUGCACUGUACCAGCGCUAUGCCCUGCUGCCCCUCUGGUACACCCUGUUCUUCGAGAACGAGCGUACCGGCGUGCCUCCUCUGCGGCCCCUCUGGAUGGAGUUCCCCCAGGAUAAGGCUGGCUUCGCGAUUGAUGACGAGCACCUCGUCGGAAAUGCACUGCUGGUCCACCCUGUUACCGAGGCUGGUGCAACUAAGGUCAGCGUCUACUUCCCGGGCGAGAAUGAAGUCUGGUAUGAUGUGGAGACCUGGGAGAAGUUCGAUGGCCUAAGUACAGUUUCAAUCCCCGUCACUCUGAGCAAGAUCCCUGUCUACCAAAGAGGUGGCACCAUUGUCCCCAAGAAGGAGCGUAUCCGUCGGUGUUCCACAUUGACCAGAGAUGACCCUUACACUUUGCAAGUGGCGCUCCCGAAAGAGGGCAAACCUGCAGAGGGAACGUUGUACAUUGAUGAUGGUGCAACCUUCGAUUACAAGAAGGGAGACCUGCUGUUUCUUAAGUUCAAGUUUGCGGACAACAUGUUGACGUCCAAGAUCCUGGAGGGCCCAGGGAACUUCAAGACAAAAGCCUGGGUGGAGCGCGUGGUCAUAGCUGGCUAUCCUACGCGGCCUUCUGAUGUCCAGCUCACUACGAGCAAAGGAACCCAGAGCCUUCAGUUUACUUACGAAGAGAAGGAGCAGCUUCUAAGGGUGCGCAAGCCAGGUGUCAACGUCGCCGAGAAAUGGACGCUCAAGAUUCUUUCAUAGCCUUCGAAGCCACCAUGUGUUGUGUGCAGUGGAAGUGCUGUCCACAUUUCCCAUUAACGAAACGCUUCGUUCCUGAAAUGGCAGUUUUCUUUUUUUUCUUCUCUCCCCAUGAACAUGCUUGCCCCCACUUUAUUUUUUUAAGAAGAUCAACAUUUCAGCAUUAUAUGCCACCAUUCCUCCUUGCGCGUAUUUUAGGAAAGGGUAAACCAAGUUGGGUAAUGGGGACACUUGUCUACACACAUAGACACACACACACCGGCCCCAUUGUAAAUAACCACAGAUGUGACAUGAAAGUUUUACUUGGCUUGUAGCGUCUCGGUGACGAAAGCAGAGUGAAUGAUAUAUACAUACACAUAUAUAUAUAUAUAUAUACUGGUAUUUGCAAGUGGCUUUUUACAGCACUGCACUGUGUACACCGAGGGCAGAUUUCGGUGGCUGUCUUCGUUCCUUUUUUUUUUCCCCAGAUUUUCUAGACCUCUUUUUUAGACUUGAGUUACAGUCUUUGCCUUUACGCUGUGCGUUUUGAAACUUAGUUUUUAAAAGUUCAAUAAAUACAAUGUCUUUUGCA